Molecule: messenger RNA, 1011 nt
Organism: Uloborus diversus
Lineage: Eukaryota; Metazoa; Arthropoda; Arachnida; Araneae; Uloboridae
Product: adult-specific rigid cuticular protein 15.5-like
Exons: 3
Coding region: 135-848 (237 amino acids)
Cellular component (GO): chitin-based extracellular matrix
Molecular function (GO): structural constituent of chitin-based larval cuticle
Source: RefSeq, a predicted model, not a curated record
UUUUUCCAUAAUCCUUACCCUGGGGGAAAGACGGUGGUAUCUCUUUGGAGCCACUAACAUUCCAAACUUUUGUAUAAAAGGAAAAUGAAAAAAUUCAGAAACCAUCAUUUCCGAAGAUUUUGGAAACUUUCAUCAUGAUUGCAAAGGUUCUACUCCUCUGUGCCUCAAUAGCAGCUGUCCACGCAACUGCUAUUCUUUAUGGACAUCACCCGAUUCUCCUCAACACCGGAGUCAGCACAACUUCAAGAACUCAAGAUUCAUUGGGAAACUACGCUUUCAACUACAACAUCGUAGAUGAAAAAGGUGCAUCUAACUCUCGAUCAGAAGCAGGUGAUGCCCAUGGGAACGUAAAAGGCUACUACUCACUGAACGACAUCGACGGCCGAUCUCGACAUGUCGAUUACAUUGCUGAUGACCAUGGAUUCAGAGCCGUUGUCAAAACUAAUGAACAAGGAACAGCAAAGAGUGCCCCAGCAGGUGCGGUCAUCGAUUCCCCAUAUGAAGGACCAGUUGCCCCUGAAGCCCCAAAACCAGAAGAACCACAAGUGGCGACUCCUAAGCCCGAUGCUCCAUCAUCAAAUGGUCACCCUACGUCACCACCAAAAGGCCACCCUGCUCCACCACCAAAAGGCCAUCCUGCUCCACCACCAAAAGGCCAUCCUGCUCCAAUUAUUGUAGCGCCUGUUGCUCAUCCAGCACCCGUUUUUCUAGGCCAUCCAGCACCAAUUUUCUUGGCUAAGCCAGCUCAUGUUCUCCACCAUCCAGGAUAUUUUGGUUUUGGUUUGGUUCGUAAAGAUGGCAUAGUUAAUUAUAAAGGGCAUGGCCUUCUGCUGCGCCCCGGUCUCUAAAUGUCACUUAUUACUUGUUAUCGUGUCUUUUGUUUUCAUUAUUGUUCAAUUAACGAAACGCAUCCCAACUUGUUGAAGAAAUAUAUUGUUGAUAUCUGUCGAACAAAUGUGGCAUUAUAAUUGUAACCAUAUAUUUUUCGAAAUAAAUUAUUUCAUUUUUUAA